AUACUACAGCCACUGUGGCUCAACUAAGGUUAAUAUGGAUGGAUGGAAGGUUAGGUAAGGUUGGAAAAGAGCAUUGAUCUAUUUUAAGCCAUGUACAUAGGUACCUAUUUCGUCAUUUCCAGUUGUGGUGGGGUUACCUAUGGCGGGGCAGUGGGAAGUUGGUAUGAAACUGCUACUUAACGUUUGUACCUGCUGCUGAUAAAUGCGAUGCCGGCAGAGGCCGAAUGUUCUAACUUUUAGGUAGCGUAGGUACAUCCUUACAUAUUUGUAUGAAGAAAUGAAUAUGUAGAAUGAAGCCCUUUCAACCACCUUGAAAUGCUUUCUCAUUUCCGGAACUUGCCUUUAAUCUGUUAACUACCUUUUAUUCAAUGCUUCUUCUUUAGGUUUACCCACCCCUAGUUCUAGAAAUGUCACUCGCAAAAGUUAAGCAUAUUCUCCUGGUCCUCUCUGGCAAGGGAGGUGUAGGGAAAUCGUCUGUGACCACUCAGCUUGCAUUAUCCCUUUCGCUCUCUGGGCAUUCUGUCGGAGUUCUUGAUGUCGAUCUUACUGGGCCUUCGAUGCCGCGCAUGUUUAACAUAGAAGAUGCGAAAGUUACCCAAGCGCCGGGAGGGUGGCUUCCCGUGACCGUCCAUCCUGCGAACCCCGAGACCGAUAUAGGCGAACUGAGAUGCAUGAGCCUUGGCUUCUUAUUGCAUGGAAGAGGCGACGCGGUUGUAUGGCGAGGUCCCAAGAAAACUGCCAUGGUCCGACAGUUCCUCUCAGAUGUAUUGUGGGGAGAACUUGAUUUCCUGCUCAUCGAUACACCCCCAGGGACGUCUGAUGAGCAUAUAUCACUUGCCGAAACACUGCUGAAAGAUGCAUUACCUGGUCAGGUUGCCGGUGCGGUAGUGGUGACUACACCCCAAGCAGUUGCUACGGCGGACGUCAGAAAGGAGUUAAAUUUCUGCGCAAAAACAGGCAUAUCGGUCAUUGGCGUUAUUGAAAAUAUGGUCGGGUUCGUAUGUCCAAACUGCGCCGAAUGCACCAACAUUUUUGGAAAAGGAGGGGGCCAAAUCAUGGCGGACGACUUCAACGUGCGCUUUUUAGGAGGUGUCCCUAUAGACCCUCAGUUUGUUAUGUUAAUCGAAACGGGAAGACGACCACGAUAUCCUAAAGGCACCGUUAUCGACGGGCAAGACUUCUCUGAGACGCAUCAAAAUGGGGAUACAGACACAUCGGCUGCAGAAACGAGAGAAGCCGGCCUGCUUGCUGAGAAAUACCUGGAGUGUUCCCUUGAGCCUAUCUUCAAGAAGAUCACGCAAGAUAUCGUCACAGCUAUCGGAUGAUGUCGGACAGAUUGUUAUCAGCCUAAGUUCUCUCAUCUAUCUAGAAUCUUACAUCGACAUGACCAAAGGGAGCAUAUAU
Molecule: messenger RNA, 1404 nt
Organism: Daldinia decipiens
Lineage: Eukaryota; Fungi; Ascomycota; Sordariomycetes; Xylariales; Hypoxylaceae
Product: P-loop containing nucleoside triphosphate hydrolase protein
Exons: 2
Coding region: 408-1325 (305 amino acids)
Biological process (GO): iron-sulfur cluster assembly
Cellular component (GO): cytosol
Molecular function (GO): ATP binding; 4 iron, 4 sulfur cluster binding; ATP-dependent FeS chaperone activity
Source: RefSeq, a predicted model, not a curated record